GAGGAGCGUGGUGCUCGUUUCCACGUACACUCCGGUGUCCCUACCACUUUCUUUGCCCACCAAGUGGGCAUCGCGUUCUCGUUACCGUGGUCCACGCUGCACUACUGUUCCACUAUCUCCUCAUUCACUUCGCGAUUCGACGGAGGGAACGCGCGCUUACCUGGCCGACACACGCUCAUCCUUCUUCACGAAUCGGUCACGAAUCGACUCCUAUUUCUUCCCAUUUUUCAUCUUUUCGUCCCUUCGUCGCGGUUCCACCAACAAAAACAAGAAGAACAAGUCUUGGAACGAUCUCCCCUUUCUUUUCCCCCCUUAAUUUCGCGAAAGUGAUGGAAUCGGGCCGAGAGUUUGACCGUCUCCUCCUCUUCGAUCUCUAAAUAUUCUCGAGAAAGUGCGAGAGGAAAAGAAAGAGAGAAAGAUAUAAAGAGUAUAACAAAUUCUCUCUCCCUAUAUACAUAUCUUCCUUAAAUUUUCUGUCUCAUCGUUCGAUCGAUCUUUCCCUAACUCGUCUUUUCAAUCGUAAUUCUCUCUCUCUCUCUCCCUGCGAAGAAAAAAGAAAAAGAAAAUCGUCGCCGACAGAAGAAGAAAGACACGAGGAUCGAGGGAUCGAUGACGGGGGUGGAGAGUUGGUGCGCGAUCGUGGACCAGUGGACGAAGAAGCGGAACGGUGAGAUGAUAAGGCCGCUCGCAGCUUGCUCUGUUGGCGAAAAGUAGGCGAAGAGGAGAUCUCUGCGGAUAUAUCGAACGAGGGCGAACGAGAUCCAGGAUAGAGCGGCGGAUAGAGCGCGUCUAGAGAAAACCCGUCUCCAAUGGUUUUUCUUCCUUCCAUCCGCUCACUUCCACUGUUCCACGUUCUUACAUAAAGGGGAAUUUUACCGACCGCCAGUUAAUGAACCCGGCUGUGCGCGCGUAUAUAGGGAACAUCCGUCGCCGAGUUUACGAGACGAUUAUCCAUCGAAUAAAAAUCACGCGACGUAAAUGAGCGAAACUCAUCGGAGUGGAAGAUCAUCGAGAACGAAAUCCUGAUAAUCGGCCUUAACCGAUCGAGAAAGUUAAUAAUUUCCAUCCCGUGGAAAAUAAGAGGAAACGAUUGAUGAAAAAAGAAAAUAGAUCGAGAAAGGAGGAAUCGGUUUCAACUGCAAGAGGAGAGAAGGGGGGGGGGGAAGAAGAAAGGAAGGAAGAAAGAAAGAAAGAAAAGAAAACGAUGCCAGUUCUAAUCGUGUUCUAAGAACGAAUCGUGUGCAUCCUCGGGAACAAUGUUCGGCCAAGUGACGUGAAACAAAUACUUUCAAGACACAUCGUAGCACACAUCGUAGAUUAACUGUAACAAAGAUUUCUAAACGGCGAUAAACAGAGCACGAAUUAUCCAAUUAUCCUUAAUUGACGUGAAUUUUAACAGUGAAACACAGGAGAACCGAUUUCAGCAACAUGCGUUAUCUCUUUUGUGAUCUCCAACGUGAUAUUCAUAACAUACCUGUAUCUCUCUGAUUAAAUAUACAUGCGUGUUGAGAAAUCUUGAGGAGAGGAGAGAAAAAAAAAGGAGAAAGAAGAAGAAAUAAGGAAAGAAAGAAAGAAAGAAAAAAAGAAGUCACGUUUACAACAAGUUGAUCAUAGUUGUUACGAAAUUAAAAGUGGACGGACCGAGGCAAAGUUUGAAAGAUCGUUGUUGAUUCGCGCAAAUUGUGACACGAUGAAAUUCAUAGGAUCGUUGUUGGGGAUCAGCUCGCCCAAGAAGAUGGGCAAGGAGUACAUGAAGGUGGGGAGGAACGCCCUGUUCGGUGUAAGGACCAGUCAACACGACGGCCUCUACACGGACAAGGUUCCAAGACCUUUGUCCUUCCUCGUUUCUAAGAAUGGGAAACUGAAACACGGUAGAGUGUCAGCAAUUUUCAUAGGAAUUCUGACUCUCGUGAUCGGCAUUAUUUUAAGCAGUAUACCUUGGGUGGAUUACAUUAUAUUAAAGCAACUUCGAUUGUGGAAUGGGUCUCUUUCUUUCCAAUACUGGCAGAAACCAGGAGUAGUUAGAUUGACCAAAGUUUACAUAUUUAACAUGACUAACGUAGAAAACUUCUUGCAAUACAACGAAAAGCCAAAAUUACAAGAAAUUGGCCCGUUCGUGUAUAAAGAGGAUAUGGAAAAAGUGAACAUCGUUUUCCAUAACAAUGGUACCGUAAGUUAUCAACACAAGAAAAUAUUAAACUUUGUACCAGAAUUGUCGAAGGAUAAAGAUCUCAAAGUAAUGGUGCCAAACAUUCCGUUAUUGACACUGUCGACGCAAAGCAAGAGUCUACCUCGAUUUAUCACUUUAGGAUUAUCCAUGUUUUUGAGCGGAAUGCACAUGAAAUCGUUCGUUCCAGUAACUGCUCAAGAACUCGUUUUUGGAUACGACGAUCCAUUAGUCAGCAUCGCCCAUAGAUUCUUUCCAAAGACGAGACGUCCCAUGAGUCAAAUGGGACUUCUUCUCGGGAGGAAUGGCACGUUGGAGGAAGUGUCUACUAUAUUCACGGGGCACACGGAUAUAAGGGAGUUUGGAUUGAUAAAUCGUUUGAACGGGAUGGACCGUCUACCGUAUUGGCCGAACGCGCCUUGCAAUUCUAUUCGCGCUUCAGAGGGAUCCUUUUUUCCACCCCGUGACAAAACUGGCGCUGACAUCGUGCACAUUUGGGACAAAGAUCUUUGUCGAACCUUGCCCUUAAAAUAUCAUGGCUCAACCGAGAAAUCGGGGAUCAAGGCGGAUUUAUACAUACCCCCUGAAUCUGUGUUUGGACGCCCAAACGAAAGCGCUCCGGAAAACGAAUGUUUUUGUUCGGAUGACAUUUCCAUGUGUCCUUCGAACGGAUUGCAAAAUAUCAGUCCUUGCCAGUAUACCGCACCGGUUUAUCUUUCCUUCCCCCACUUCUACAAAGCGGAUCCUAAUUUAUUGGACGCGGUCGAAGGAUUAAAUCCAAGCCGAGAAGUACACGAAACUUAUUUUAAAAUUCAACCAAAAAUUGGUGUGCCUUUGGAAGGGAAGGUCCGGGUACAAUUGAACUUGAAGAUCGAACACCAGCCGUUGAUCAAUGUCGUGUCGAAUUUUCCCGACAUCGUAUUCCCUAUCAUGUGGCUGGAGGAAGGUAUCGAAGAGCUGACACCCUCUAUACGCAGAUGGGUUUAUUUGGCGACAACAUUUAGCGAUGUUGCUGUGCCUUGUACCUCGUAUGGAUUAAUUCUAGUCGGUAUAGUAAUCAUAUUCGUCGUGUUCAUGAAGGCUUACAACAACGUGGUGCUCACGCACGAAGCGAUCGAAUUAGGCAAACGAACCAUAAGAAGAGGUUCCACGUUGUUAAUGAAUGGACAGCACAAAUUAUUAAUAACUCGAGAACAGUAUGUUUUGCUCACGGACAAGGAGGAUAAUGACGAGAAAUCAGGGAUAAUAGAGAUCUAGUUAAUAGCAUAGAUUUCUUUCUUUCUUUCUUCUUCUUCUUCUUCUUCUUUUUUUUUCUUCUUAAAUAGAGAUGUAUGUUACAAAGUGUAAUCUAAAAAUCGUCUUGUAAUGUAGGAUUUGUAAUCGUUUGAUACUAUAGACCAAAGUUUUUUUUCUAAUUACCUGAAAUAUCGAUAUAUAGUAUAUAUAUAUAUCGAUUUCACUAGAGUUUGGCAAAUAUUCAACGAUUACCUGUACGUUUCUUUUUUUUUUUUGUUUUGUUUUGUUUUCUUUGUCUACAACUGUGAUUUCAUCUGUUUUAUUUAUAACGAUGUGUACGAAACAGAUCGUGCUUGGACGAACGAAAAUGGAUAACGAAAGAAUAAAGGAACGAAAGAAACACGUGAGGAGCGAGUGAAUAAAUUUAUUUUGAUUAAUAUUCGAUAUGGGCUAUAUAGGAAUUUGUUGUAACUCGGUUCAUGCACGAUCAGAAUUCGGUGCAAUAUUACAAGUAUUGUAUCUUAGAUAUUAAUUACCAAAACUCAGAGGAAGCAUUAGUUAGAAUAAGAUCUUUAAUUUUUAUCUUUUUAGGAUUUUAAUAUUUCUAAAAAUAAAAUUAGUUAGAAAAGUUUAUGUAAAAAUUUUAAAGAUCUAUUCGAAUGAUUAAAAUAAUGUGUGAAAAGCAUAUAUAAUAAUAUACGUAAUGCGUUACAUUUUAUAACUUGUGACUAAUAAAAUUUAUAUACUCAUAAAAUAUAAUUUUAUAAAAUUUUAAAUAUACUUGAAAACUACUUAAAUAAUGAUCAAAAUUUCUAUAAUUUUAAUUGUUUCUAACGAAAUGAAAUUAUAUCUUUUAUUGUAUUUUUAAACUACUGUAAAUUAUUGUUAUUGUCAAUAAAAUUUAUCGUAAAUUGGUAUUAUAUUACAUAUAUAUUUUGUAACUUACGAUACCUGAAAUGUAAUUACGAAGUAUUUCAAAUCUAUAAUUGAAAAUUUAUAUAUCAAUUAUACACACAACUCGUACACUCGUGUUAGUAAAAUUAUUUUACUAUUUUUUUUUUUAGAUAAAUUUAACAAGAAUCUUUUAAAUAAAAUUUUAUUUAUAGCAUUGAAGAAAUAUGAUUAACUCAUUCAGACAAUUAUUUAUCGUAACUUAAAUUUAAAAAAUUCGCAUUAUACAAAAAACAUUAAUAAAGUUAUAUAUAAUUGCAUUCAGAAUAUUAUUGAACGUGUAAUAAAUUGUAAAUUAAAUGAUUUUUUUUAUAAAAAAAAAUUAUGCUUUAAAAUAUGCUUGACUUGAGCAGAAGUACAUAUUUGGACAUAGCACUAUAUAACAGUAUCACAUUUUAGAUAAAGCCCAGCAAUUUAUGAUAACGCAAAAAUAAUGAUAUAUUUACAUUUUUUUAAUAGACAGUAUGUAUUCGAUAAAUUUUACUAUUUUUUUUUUUUCUAUGCUAUGAGCUAUACAUUAUAAAAAAAAGUGUGAAAUUUAAAUUAUGUUAAAGUUUCUAUGAGAAUAUAAAUAAUACUAAAAUCAUUUAAAAAUUAUUGUACUAAAUUAGAUCAGUUUCAAUAGUUAAAUAUCCUACUGGUGUUAUUUUUGAUACAUUAGUUGAGAAUAUUAGCACGAAAUAAUAUAAAUUUUUGAAAAUUAAUUCUGAAACUAAAAUAUAAAUAUUUUAAAAAAUUCAAAAUAAUAAAAUAUUAUAUUACAAUUUAUCUGAUGCAUGUUAUAAUUUAUCCGAUACUGUCAAAUUUUUUCUAAUUAUUUUCUUGCGAUUUAUAUCUAUUUAAAUCGUGCUUCACAGCAUUUAUUAUUUACAUGCACAGAUAUGUUGUACACAUCCUUAAUAAUCUAAUGAGAUAAAGUUUUUCGGUAAAGAUAUAUUACUUCUAUCGGACAUGUGGACAAUUUAUAGCCAUUCGAAUGCACAGCAAUUGUUCAUAAACAAACUACUAAUAUGUUGCUCUUGCUGUUUAAUAAUUUUAUACAGAACAAAGGUGUUUUAAUUAAGAAUACACCUAUAAAUUAUAGUUAGUAGAAUACACUUUUUUUUUUUCAUUUCUGUUACGAUCUUUUUUUUUUAUAAUUAUUCGUUAUUUUUAAUUCAUUCGAUCUUUAUAUUUAAAGUAUUCAAGCCGACUUUAGCAAUAAUUUAAAAAAAAAAAAAAUUAUA
Molecule: messenger RNA, 5580 nt
Organism: Apis cerana (Asiatic honeybee)
Lineage: Eukaryota; Metazoa; Arthropoda; Insecta; Hymenoptera; Apidae
Gene: dsb
Product: scavenger receptor class B member debris buster
Cellular component (GO): cytoplasm; membrane
Molecular function (GO): scavenger receptor activity
Source: RefSeq, a predicted model, not a curated record